AUGUUUGCCACCAGACGCCUCUUGCAAGCCUGCAGAGUCACUCUUUUUUCCAGGGACGACUGCGGUCUCUGCACGCAGGCCAAGGGCGUGCUUUCCAACGUAUGGGACAAGCGGCCGUUUCUAUACACGGAGGUGAAUCUGGCCAAGGAGGAGUCUAAGCACUGGAGGAACUUGUACGAUUUUGAUAUCCCUGUCGUCCAUAUAAGCAAAGCGGAAGCCGGCGAGGAAGACAUCAACAAGGCCAGCAAAGCCAUCAAACUAAUGCACCGCUUCACGGAAGACCAAGUUGAAGCCAAAAUGGACCAAGUGGAAGGCAAAUAG
Trichoderma reesei QM6a is the source of this 321-nucleotide messenger RNA. RefSeq lists its product as uncharacterized. Lineage: Eukaryota; Fungi; Ascomycota; Sordariomycetes; Hypocreales; Hypocreaceae. The transcript has 2 exons. The coding region runs from base 1 to 321 and encodes 106 amino acids. The record is from RefSeq and is a predicted model, not a curated record.